AUGGCUCAAAAACCCUUCCGCGACUGGGUCUACGUACUCAUGAUUGUCCCCCAAAUAUUCGGCAUGAUCGUCCUCGACUUUUCAGAAUUCUACCCAGCAUCAUUCUCAUCCCCUUCCUCUCCCCUUAGCAUCAUCCGCAGAAACUACAUCUCCAUCUCCGGCGACCCAUUCUACGGCCCCUCUUUCUCGGGUGCCUGGCUGCACAGCAUGUACUACAUAGAACUCCUCGUCCAAUUCCCCCUCGCUGCGUACAUUGUCUGUAACAUGGCUUCUAAGAAACCUACCACCGGACCUACGGAGCUGGCGGGGUUGGCGUUUGGAUGUUUAACUGCUAUGGGGUCUGUUGCUUGUGUUGCUGAGUUGUUGAGUAUGGGUGGGGAUAUGGUUAGUGAGAGUCAGAAGAUGAGUUUGGCUUGGGGGACUUAUGCUCCUUAUGCUGUUCUACCUGGGAUUAUGGCGGUGGAUAUGUAUAUGAGACUGUUGCGACGUGUGAGCGGCGAUGUCAAGCCCAAGACACAGUAA
Messenger RNA from Fusarium coffeatum, 522 nucleotides. RefSeq lists its product as uncharacterized. The transcript is spliced from 3 exons. The record is from RefSeq and is a predicted model, not a curated record. NCBI's taxonomy places the organism in Eukaryota, Fungi, Ascomycota, Sordariomycetes, Hypocreales, Nectriaceae. Gene Ontology annotation, cellular component: endoplasmic reticulum. The coding region runs from base 1 to 522 and encodes 173 amino acids.